GUGCCCUUUUUGGCAUCAUCUCUGCCAUGUACCUGCCAGUUGAUCUUUGAUCUAUCCACCUAAGUUGUCUUCCUCUUUUUCGUUUGCUGUACCCUGGACACCAGUUUAGGACAUUGUUGCUCCACUUUUCUGUUCCUCUUGCACUGUGCCUAUCUUUCCUUUAGUUUAUUUAUUUACAAGAGACUUAACAAUAGUUAAAUUACCAAGUAAAUCCGUACCACACUCCCAGUGCAAUGAUACGGGCCUAAUCUCUUGGGUCAAGUUCACACACUGUUUACACAUUAGCAAAUUGUUAAAAAAUCUCAGUCAACGCCGCCUCGCGGGAUUGCUAGCUUGUUAGUUAUUUAUAGUUUGUUAAUAAUGUUAUGGUUGUUAGUGCUUCUGUGUUGUGCUUUAUGUGGCAGUGAGGAGGACUUAGGAUAUAGUCUUAGUAUUGGUAACGCUAUUGAUGUGUUUGCGAAUUAUGGCGACCUAUCCCAAGUAACGCAAGUAGUUUCAGCAGACUACGAGGAUGAGAAUUAUGAACCCAUAGAACCCUUUAGGGAGAAGAAUAUACGGGUGUUUGAAAACGUCAGUAGUACCAUCACACCUGGCGAUACAAUGGUAAACAUGAACCUCCAUCUCUGUGAAAAAUUCGACGAUCUUCUACAAGUCUACUUCAAACACUUCCAAAUAGAAGGUACAGACGUUCCGUGGAAGGCAUUUUUAGGCGAUUGGAUUCCAGGUGAAAUCAUGCGAGCGUUCGGCAUGGAGUACGACCCACGGUCCGAAGACUGUUGCUACGUUCUCGUCACAUUAUCUAAAAUCAAAGAUUCCGUACGAAUAAACACAGAACGGACAAUUAAAGUGAAGGAUUAUGUAUUUCGGGCGAUUGAGCAGCUUAACGCGUCUGAUGCAACGGAUUUGAGACGCUUUAUGAAGAGCUAUGGCACGCAUUAUAUCGACUCAUAUAUAACUGGAAAUUUUAUUUAUCAAGUUUUUAAAUAUAAACGCAGUGGUUACAAUACACUUAAGAAUUUCAUAAGAUUACGAGAAAGAAGAAGAUCCAAUUCGGAUCUGAGGUUCUACUUCUCAUCAAUUUUUCUCAGACAAGUUGGAGAUAUUAGGAUAGCAAGUGGCAACAAGACAGUAGAAAAAUGGGCCCGAAAGAACUUGAGGGACAGCCAAUAUUUAUUCUCCAGACCGAGUCUUUUGAGGCUUCAUUACAACCGUAAUUUAGCAUUUAAACUCAACGAAAUGAUGGAUAAUGGGGCAUUACUUAGUCUCAACUUAAAAACACUCAAACCGCUAUUUAAAGAUACAAUUAUAGGUGAUAGAUUCGUGGAAAUAGUCGAAAAUGAUUUAAAAUUAUGGGAAGUGAAUGCGUAAGAAAUAUGAGGACUAGAGAAAAUCACAAAUGUCUUCCUUACCAGCAAGUAUACACACGCGUGGUACAACAGACUUACUACGUAAAUUUUAACAGGAUGCUAAAUUUAUUAUUACAUGUAUAUUUUUACCUACGUGUGCGUGGGCGCUACGGAUAAUAAAAUUGACAGUUCAUAUACAAAUGCAUCCAAUUAUUAGAACUUAAGCUGUUAAAAGGGUAAUUUAAAAAUAUAAAUUUUAUAACUUGAAAGUACAAAUAAGGACCUACUUAUAAUAAGAUUUGCAGUUUAUGACGAUUACAUAUUUUGUAAGUUAAGUAUGAUGAUCAUAAAAACUACUUAUUAAUUUAUGUUUGUAUAAACAAUAAAUAAACCAAAAAUCGAGAUAACAUCAAUCUACAAUUUGAGAUAAUUUAAGGGAUGACUCUGUACUGCCGUCAAUAUUGUAAAUAUUGCGUCUUAAUAAAUCUAGUGAUUUUAAAACUUAUCAUUUUUGUACUUAAUAUUUUAUACUGACCUCCUACUUUAAUGUCUUAGCAUUGUAUUCCUAUAAGUCUUUUUUAUUUUGUAGAUGUGAGAUUAGGUCAAGGUCUUGUAUAUAUCGACUGAUUUCAUCGGCCCUAUAAAACAUGGGCUCAACUCAUAUUGGCUCAUACUCGAAGCGAAGCGACGUGUCAUGUUUUUCAAGUAGAACGCGCGGCCUUGCGCCUUUAUGACAAGGUUGAAACCAGUUCAAGCUUUUGUACAUUCACGAAUAGAGCUCGCUCGGCGGUAAACAAUUAUACUCACUUUUUCUUCUGCUUGCGGCUUCGACUCUACGCUAAUAUGAGUUGAGGCUUAGGGUGAGAUUAGACACUAGGAUGUAAUAAUUAGCGCUAAGGGCCAUACCUUACCGAGAUGCCAUGGCGACGUGGCAGAGUUAUUGAGAUGUAUGCCGGCUAACUUACUUGGCCACCUAUGGAUGUAUAAAAUAUGGGUAAAUUCGUCUGUAUAAAACCGGAGCCAAAGCGAUGUUUUUCUUAAACUCUAUGAAGGUUUGAGAAAAUACACUGAAAAAUGUCAGUCCCGCAAGCGGAGCAGCCAGUUGUUGCACGUGUUUGUAUGCUCCGUCACUAACUCAGUCGCCAACCAGUUACCACAUUUCCGACAUAAACUCAAUAAUUCAUCAAAUGAUGUUAGUAACAUCCUCAGAACAUUUUUCAGUGUAUUUCUUCAAAUCUUCAUAGUUUAAGAAAAACAUCGCUUUGGCUUCGGUUUGAUACAGACGAAUGUACCCAUAUUUUAUCCAUUAUUCGUUUCAUCUUUUUACGACGCUGGUAAUAAUAUAAUAACAGCGCAGUCAUUUCCACAUCAAAUUCUGACUGUCGAGACGGAACUGAAUGCAUUGGAGAAGCAGGGACGCCAGACGUAACCAUGAUAACGUCACCAUGGCAUCUCGGUGAGGUAUAGCCCUAAGGCUGGACUUUAGAACCAAAACACGUUGUUACCGUUCACGUGUUGAGCCCACAUGUCUACACUUUAAAGGAUGUAGAAAAUUAUUUCAAAAUAAAACCACUUA
Molecule: messenger RNA, 2922 nt
Organism: Pieris brassicae (large cabbage white)
Lineage: Eukaryota; Metazoa; Arthropoda; Insecta; Lepidoptera; Pieridae
Product: torso-like protein
Exons: 5
Coding region: 361-1368 (335 amino acids)
Source: RefSeq, a predicted model, not a curated record